Messenger RNA from Aspergillus tanneri, 1104 nucleotides. RefSeq lists its product as uncharacterized. The transcript is spliced from 2 exons. Lineage: Eukaryota; Fungi; Ascomycota; Eurotiomycetes; Eurotiales; Aspergillaceae. The coding region runs from base 1 to 1104 and encodes 367 amino acids. The record is from RefSeq and is a predicted model, not a curated record. Gene Ontology annotation, molecular function: phosphoric diester hydrolase activity. Gene Ontology annotation, biological process: lipid metabolic process.
AUGCUAGGGAUUGUGCAGUUCAUCGCCAUUGUCUGUGGCAUUGUAGUGUCGUUUUUCCCUGACGACUUUGAUCGCGCAACGGACCGCUGGCGCUUCCGAGAGAAGGACGUUGGCCCGGAUGUUUCGCAUUGGCCCACGGAUAUUUCAAGAGACAUUAUGCCUGUCGGAUGUCACUCGCACAACGACUACUGGCGGCCGAUACCUCUGUACUCAGCUCUACAGGCGGGUUGCAUUGGCGUCGAGGCCGAUGUCUGGCUCAUUGAAGAGGAGCUCUACGUGGGCCAUACUACCUCGUCACUCACACCGAAGCGGACACUAAAGAGCAUGUACAUUGAUCCUUUACUCAAAAUCCUCGAUCAACAGAACCCUCGAACGCAAUUCCACCCCACCGAUGAUCGGCCGCUUCAAGGGGUUUUCGAUACCAACCCAUCCCAAACCCUGAUUCUACUGAUUGAUUUCAAGACCGAUGGAGAGGCCACCUGGAGAAGCGUGGUCACGCAACUAAUGCCUCUGCGCGAGCGUGGAUAUCUGAGCUAUUUCAAUGGGACUGACGUGGUCAAUGGCCCCAUCACCGUUGUCGGAACGGGGAACACUCCGUUCAAUAUGGUGAUGAAGAGCGCUGUCUGCCGGGAUAUCUUCUUCGAUGCACCUCUGGAACGACUAGCCGAGAAUGACAGCGCAGAUGAUCAUCUGGGUCUAGAGACCGACCAGCCUAAGCCACAAGAACAAGUCGUGCAGAUAGAGAGUUCCACCGAGAAUGUCGGUCAAGGCUUGUCGGGCAUACCCGCUGUAGAUAUUCACCCCAACACAUUCAAUAGCACCAACAGUUACUACGCCUCGGUUUCUUUCAGGAAAUCCAUUGGGUUCCCCUGGUCCUUCCGUCUCACCGAAGGACAGAUGGCCAAAAUCAGAGCGCAAAUCCAAGCGGCUCAUCGCCGCGGACUCAAGGUGCGGUACUGGGGCUUGCCGAGCUGGCCGCGGAGUCUCAGGAAUCAUCUCUGGAGCGUCCUGGUUCGCGAAGGGGUGGAUAUCCUAAAUGUGGAUGAUUUGCAAAGCGCCACCAGGAAGGACUGGAGACCCAAGUUCUCCGAUUGGUGGUCUUGA